UUCUCUGGCACCCUAUCAUGGCGGACUUUCAGCUCCAUGUCAAACGUCACUCUGUUCCAUUCGUCAGCGGUAGAAUCGGGAAUCCUGAUCCCAACUCUACAAUCCUUGGUUGGAAGACUGGAAGGCUACCAGAAGACACAGUCUUCAUUUUUGGGGCUCUUUGUUUUAGCCAAUCAAGCUUAUUCUUGCUCACCGGGAGACGGAUGACUUUUAGUCUCCGGAACGUGGCGGUGGACUUUAGCCCCGUGGCUAGCUAGUUAGCUAACAACUAGCUGCGCUGUGACGUUAACGCCCCCACCCUCCUCCUCCUCCUCCUCCUCCAACGUUAGCUAGGUAAGGAACAUUCUCAGGUGAGUCAAGCGAGUUUGUGCACCUGCCGCCCUUUUUUUCUCCUGGCCUCUUGUUCCAUCGUCAGACAGAGCCAUGAUGUCUGUGUACAUGGAGCUUUCAUCUCGCCGGAAAGACGUUGGUGUCACGUGGGACUGUCUUGUCGCCCGCCGGGUGUACCCGAGAUAAAACCUCCGGAUUCCUGUUAAAUGGCUGCCCCAGCACAGCCACAAGCGCACAGUUUGCAGUGACUUCCGGUGUGCCUGAAUGUGAAAUCUGCCGGUGAGGACGUUGCAGCUGCCCCCACCCCCUCCCCCUCCCCCCUAGGAGCGCACCUGAGGGGUCCUGGUAUGUCGCUGUCGGGGUCCACGGGCGUGCAGCUGUUCACCAAGCUCGCAAAGCACGCCGCGGGCAAGGCGCAGAUACAGCUGAACCGCUGGCUGCAGAGGAGUGCCGCCGCCAAUGAGUCUGACAAAAUCGACCUCCUCAUAUGCGGCGCCUUGGAUGAGCAAGGACCCGGCGCGGCGGGGAGGUGCGACGGUGACCCAGAGGUCUUGGCCGAUGUCACAGGGCUGUCGUCCUUUGGCGGCGAUUUCAGGCACCCGUGCUGCAUCACCACCUUCUGCUUCAAGAGCGCCGUGCUGGCGUGCAUUCUCACCGCCGUCUGCUUCUCCUCGGUGGCACUGGUCCGCCAGCACCUCAAGGACCUCCUGCUGUGGGUGGAGGGCCUGGACAGCCUGGUGGGCGCCUUGCUGUUUGUGGUGGGCUUCAUCCUGGUCUCCUUCCCGUGUGGGUGGGGCUACAUCCUGCUGAACGUGGCGGCGGGCUACCUUUACGGCUUUGUGUUGGGCUUGGGACUCGUCAUGGUGGGGGUCCUCAUCGGGACCUUCGUGGCCCACCUGGCGUGCAAGCGGCUGCUGACGGACUGGGCGCGCAACAAGGUGGGGAACAGCGAGCAGCUCAGCGCCAUCAUCCGAGUGGUGGAAGGAGGGAGCGGACUCAAAGUUGUGGCCUUAGCGAGACUCACCCCCAUUCCCUUUGGACUCCAAAAUGCCGUUUUCUCUAUCACAGAGGUGUCCUUGCCAAACUACCUGGUGGCGUCCUCCGUGGGCCUCCUGCCCACCCAGCUGCUCAACUCCUACCUGGGCACUACGCUGCGUACCAUGGAGGACGUCAUCGCCCAGCAGAGCAUCAGCGGCUACCUCCUCUUCUGUCUGCAGAUGCUGGUCAGCAUCGGCCUGAUGUUCUACGUGGUGCACCGCGCCCAGGUGGAGCUCAACGCCGCCAUCGCCGCCUGCCAGAUGGAGCUGCGCUCCUCGCGCAUCAACGGCUCCACCGACCACCACGCCGGCUUCACCUACUGCAGCAAGAGGGCGCCGUCCGGUGGGGGCGUCAACGUGGUGUAGAAGAACCCCCGACUGUGCUGCACGCAGCCUUGGACCUUGAGGAGCUUGCCUGCAGCACCAGGAGAGUAUUCUUGUAGUACCAGGAGAGUAUUCUUGUAGUACUUACAGGAGAUGUCAAUCAGUUGACCUUGAAUGUGACCUCUGAAGCUUGUAGACAAGCAGAGACUUGACGUAGUCGCUGUUGUUGGUGUGACACCAAGCUAUGCACCCCCCCCCCCCCCCCCCCACCCCGACAUGAAGGCCGUUUGUGCUUGUAGUUGAGUGUCUUAUUUGGGAUCCCGAUGAGAGCAAAGCAGGCGCUCUCAGGUUCUUCCCGCGCCCUCGCAGAAUGCCAGACUAGCUUCCCUCUGCAGGACGGGGAAGAGCACCCAUCACCUCGGGCUCAGGCCGAAUCCAUCAUGACCGCCGGAAGCGUUACGCAAGAUGGAGAUGCCUGGUCAGGCUGCGUUGGACAUGCGGCACGACAGAAAGAAUCUGUGUGGGCGCCAGUGCACCCCCAGAUCAGAUCAUAUAAUAUCAUAUCAUAUCAAUGCAAGCAAGUAGGAAUACUUCAAUCAUCCAGUAUUCUAGUGACGUUUUUGUCGAUGAAUGGAGUCACACAGGAAAAAACAUAUUUUUGCUUGGUAAAAUAGCAAUAAUACUUUGACGUGACGAAAUAAAACAUGUCACUAAAUAAGGAACCGUCAAUUGGUUGAACUUGUUUGGUUUUAUUUCUCAAAUGGACACGCUGUAUACGUAGUGGACCUGGGGGUUAUUUGUAGGGCUACAUGUACUAGAUGUCUUAAAUGGACACGCUGUAUAGUGGACCUGGGGGUUAUUUGUAGGGCUACAUGUACUAGAUGUCUUAAAUGGACACGCUGUAUAGUGGACCUGGGGGUUAUUUGUAGGGCUACAUGUACUAGAUGUCUUAAAUGGACACGCUGUAUAGUGGACCUGGGGGUUAUUUGUAGGGCUACAUGUACUAGAUGUCUUAAAUGGACACGCUGUAUAGUGGACCUGGGGGUUAUUUGUAGGGCUACAUGUACUAGAUGUCUUAAAUGGACACGCUGUAUAGUGGACCUGGGGGUUAUUUGUAGGGCUACAUGUACUAGAUGUCUUAAAUGGACAUGCUGUAUAGUGGACCUGGGGGUUAUUUGUAGGGCUACAUAUACCAGAUGCAAUCGAACACACAACAAAACAGCAGUAAAGAAGUUUUGAAUAAUUGACACUUGGCAAUAAAGAUCAUUUUAGGAUUCAUUCAUAUUUCUGUUCAUUGAUUCAAUUGCAUAUCAAUGACGUAGCAUCCAUGAUACGCGGAGCGUGUUGACUGCUGGUUAGCAUCCAGUUUAGCCAGCCGGACAAAAGGAUCGGCGCCGCAGCGGAUUCAGUGUGAGCCCCGGGUCGGUGCACAAAGCCAACAAAGCAACAAUGAAGCUAAACCACAUUCACGUGUCUUCGUGUGCCAUCUACAGCUUUUCACACCACCUGACUUCCUUACUACACACCGACACUACAACCUCGCACACACUGGCGGGGCCGGGCGCGGCCUGGCGGGGCCUGGCGGGGCCUGGCGGGGCCUGGCGGGGCCUGGCGGGGCCUGGCGCGGCCUGGCGGGAAAGACAGAUUGUAAUGUAGUAGUUUAGUGCAGGGAUGUCCAGACGGCAUAUUGACAAAUGAAAGGCUGCGAGGGAACAUUUUGAUAUUUUUAUUUUUUUUCAUUAUGAUUUGCUAUUUUCUUUCUACAUUGGGACUUUUUGCUCUAUUUUCCCCAUUAUUGCUGCUUUUUAAAAAAAAAAAAAAAAAUCUAUUUCUACAAUGUGCUGUUAAAAAUGGACAUCCCUGACAGGUAAACCACACACGUUCAUUUGUGUUCAUACAGCUGCUUUUCUGGGGAAAUAUUGUCAGGAUAAAAUAAGUGUGAAUAAAAAGUGAUGCAAUAAAAUCAAGUUCCUACGUUGCAGAAUAAAGUACCACAUUGACCAGAUGACCAGCUGGAAUAUGGGAAGAAAAUCCAAAAUGAUGUUUUGGGUAGUGAUGUCCGAUAAUAUCGGCUACCGAUCAUUAUUGGCUCGAUACCAGCCUAAAAAUCUUAUAUCAUUGAUAUCAGUAUUGGGAUUUUGCCUUUACGAGAGCCGAGGUAGCGCAUGUAGCAAAAUUCAGUUGACACUAAUCGAAAGGAUAUCAAGUACGAUUGGGUGGUAUGGACCUCAGCAUAGAUCAGGAUAUUAUUGGAUGUAUCACCGUAUUAUGAAAUACAUGGGUCUCCAAUGGUAAAGCACGUGUAUUUAUUGGCAACAAUCUGGCUAACGCUUCUAAUGGGAUGUCUGCACCAUUGCUACUAAACCUCCAACCAACAUGAAGGAAGAUGUAGCCACCCAUGCCAUGCCUCCUGCGUAUGGAAGAUAUUUUAUGACACUCAUUUUGUUCAGGCAGACGUCGGGGCAGCUCUUUUUUGUGUAUUUACGUACGUCCAAGUUCAAACAUAACCAUGCUUUCACUGCACGUGGGCACAGGGCAGUGUACAACCUUCAACUUUCCUUCCAUUUUAAAGCCCCGAAACACAAGCUGGUGGAAAUCUACUCAUCCAGCCCUAGUCACGUAGACCCGUCAACAUGUACACAUUUAUAGUACUCAACAUGAACUUUGACUCCCCAAUACGCUUGUAUGCUCUGCUUUUGUAGUAUUUCCCUGCUUUCACUACUUUCACCUUCAGUCAGUCCGGUACACGUACAUGGUACAUACUACUUUCUAUACUAUUUCAAAUCCCUGUGUGUCCUUUGGGGUGGGGGGGGUAUGACAGAGAGUAUUGGUUGAUAUUGGAAUCGGAUAUUGUGAGUUUGACAAUAUCGGACAUCCCAAGUUUUGAGGGUAAAAAAUACUACAUCCUAAGCCGUAAAAGCUGUAAUAUUAUGGGAUAAUAAUAUAUAAUAUAAUAAUAAUAUUAUCAUCGUACUCCAAUGUACCAAGAGGUUGGAAUAUGGGAAUAAAGUUACACAAAUGAUCUAUUGAGGGAAAAAGUGUACCAGCAAAAAAACCUUUAUAAUACCAUAUAGUAGUACAUAGUAGUAGGAAGUACCAUUGCAACAAGAGUACAUUUCCAGUAUUUGGGGAGACGGGAGAUGAGAAGAAAGGAGACAAGGUGUUCCUACUGGACGGGAAUGUGGUCAUGUUGGAUUUCUGACAAAGUACUGUAGUACUGCAUUUCUGACAAAGUACUAUAGUACUGCAUUUCUGACAAAGGGGAUCGUUUCAUGGAAGACCAAGUCUGGUAUUUCUCCUAAUCCUAAUCCAGCGUUCACUCCUUCGUCGUUAGCAGGAAUAUUGGCGUUCCUUUUCUUUCUUCCGCUGGCGAUGGCGGCCAGGAUGGUGGAUGUGGAAGUAAGCGUGGUGGAUAAGAUGGUGGAUAAGAUGGUGGAUAAGAUGGCGGAUAAGAUGGCGGAUAAGAUGGCGGAUAAGAUGGCGGAUAAGAUGGCGGAUAAGAUGGCGGAUAAGGGCUCCUUCAUGAAACCAUCCUCUCCUCUCCUUGACCAUGUCAGGCUUUCCACAUCGGCAACCAAGUGUCCGUCUUCCCAUUCCCAUCUUUAGCAUCUGGUCAUCUGGUGUUCCGCCUUUUUUAAACCGACAACCAACCAGCAGCUGCCUCUCAUGAAUAUUAAUAAUCUGCCUGAUGAUGUCACACCAUGUCAACAUCAGCAGCAGCAGCACACUUUGUAGAUAGUCCCUAAGGCCGUGGACUCGUUGACCCAUCAUUGACACGUAUUGAUGGAGGUAUUGAUCAGGUAUGGAUGGAUACAGACCUGAUCUGAUCUGAUCUUCAGACCGGUGUAAAAAUAGCUAGCUAUGCAGUUAGCACAUGUGGACCAGCCCGAUGACCGUCAGACGCCAUCAAAAAAGGGAUCCAAAGACCUGGUCUUCAACGCCAAACAUGGGACAUUGAAACGUGACUACGAGACUACGUGGAGUUCGAUUUUCUGAUGAGAAAAAAAUGGAACCUUGACGGUUCCCAGACGGCUUCCAACAUUCCUGGGAUGACAAGGAGAUCCUCCUGAGAUGUUGUGCUUUUUCAUUCAGUGGAACACUGGAGGAGUUCCAGGUGGUGCGGGGUUGUCAAACGGCGGUCGGUCAUGACCGAGGACCCUGAUCUGUGUGGUACCAGCUGGGUUCUUCACCAGGACAGCGCUGGAGUUCUUGAUGCUGGCUGGACCAAGGACUUGAAGGUCCACAUGUGCUAACGCUGCGUUCUAGCUAGGUCUCACCGGUCUUGGAUUGGGAUCAGGUCUGGUUGUCGGGGGUGAGGCUGUGUUUUUCCUAAACAACCAUACUUACUCGUGUUUUCUUUCUGGGAGAUGAAUUUGGACGUAUUAUGCAACAAGUAAAGUAGUAUUUUUCAUACUUGCAAUAUUUCCCUGCUCUGAUCGUGUAUGAAGUGCAUUCCACACACAUACUACAGUAUACUACAUAGAGUAUGUAUUUAUAGACAUGCUGUAUUUUCUUAUGCUAUUUAUUUAUGGCUGUUGAGUGUUAUUUAUGACGGACAGAUGGAAUAAAACCUUUUCUUUCGUACACCCUGAUGCUUAUACUGUAUAUUCAUCAAGUACACUCUAGUACUUUAUAUCACCUUUAGUAGAAAUACCAUGAAAGGUGUACAUAUAGUACUGCAUAUGCAUAGUACGCUUGCAGGAUAAAUAUUUAGUAAAUAUUGCCGCUACAAGUCUUAUUUUCCAUCAUGAGUGAGACCCCCCCCCACACCCCGCCCCCAUCCCUACCCCCGCCCCAUGUGCUUCCAAGCAAGCCACGGUGCCUUCAAGGCCACGUUUGUCACAUCAGUAAGCGGGCCAGUGAUGCAUGCUAUCUCCACCGCCCUUCAACGACCUUGGCACCCCUCCAAAGAACAUCAUCCGAUCAUCAUCCACACCGCAAGCUCAUUAGCUAAUGUUAGCAACAUUAGCUAAUGUUAGCAACAUUAGCCCGCGCUGGCGCCGCUUCCUGAUGGUGUCAACGUACGUUUCUUGAACAACUCAUUUUGGGAAAACAACUGCUGACAAUGUUCACCUAUGAGACAAAAGCUUUACAGGAAGUAUGUUAUUCCAAUAACAUUGGCUCCAAAUAUUCCAGAAUAAAUAGCAUCCAUGCUGAAAGUAGUGACGUUAUGACAAAGAAAACAUUUGGGGGAAAUGAGAUGUCAUGUUGUUCCAUAAAGUCAAAACGAGAAGAACAUUGACCAGAUGAAAGUUCAAAUAGUAAUUUGUGUGUGGCGGUGUGAAAGUGUCUGUGACGUCUGAAUGUGUCUGUGGUGGCCUGAAUGUUUCUGUGGCGUUCUGAAUGUGUCUGUGACGGUCUGAAUGUGUCUGUGAUGGUCUGAAUGUUUCUGUGACGUUCUGAAUGUGUCUGUGACGGUCUGAAUGUGUCUGUGAUGGUCUGAAUGUGACUGUGGCGGUCUGAAUGGGUCUGUGGCGGUCUGAAUGCAUCUGUGGCGAUCUGAAUGUGUCUGUGACAGUCUGGCUGUGUGUGCGGUGGUGUCAAUGUGUCUGUGACAGUCUGAAUGUGUCUGUGGCGGUCUGAAUUUGUCUGUGACGGUCUGAAUAUGUCUGGCGGUCUGAAUGUGACUGUGACGGUCUGAAUAUGUCUGUGGCAGUCUGAAUGUGUCUGUGACGUGUGAAUGUAUCUGUGAUGGUCUGAAUAUGUCUGGCGGUCUGAAUGUGACUGUGACGAUCUGAAUGUGUCUGUGAUGGUCUGAAUGGGUCUGUGGCGGUCUGAAUGGUCUGUGGCGGUCUGAAUGUAUCUGUGACAUCCUGAAUGUGUCUGUGACGGUCUGAAUAUGUCCGUGGCAGUCUGAAUGUGUCUGUGGCGGUCUGAAUGUGUCUGUGACGGUCUGAAUGUGUCUGUGACAGUAUGACUGCGUGUGCAGCGGUGUGAAUGUGUCUGUGACGGUCUGAAUGUGACUGUGACGGUCUGAAUGUGUCUGUGAUGGUCUGAAUGGGUCUGUGACGGUCUGAAUGUGUCUGUGGCGGUCUGAAUGGUCUGUGGCGGUCUGAAUGUAUCUGUGACAUUCUGAAUGUGUCUGUGACGGUCUGAAUAUGUCCGUGGCAGUCUGAAUGUGUCUGUGGCGGUCUGAAUAUGUCCGUGGCAGUCUGAAUGUGUCUGUGGCGGUCUGAAUGUGUCUGUGGUGGUGUGAAUGUGUCUGUGGCGGUGGAAGAACAUUGACCAGAUGAAAGUUCAAAUAGUUGCAAAAUAAAGCAAAGAUGAGAAAGAUGAGAAACGGAACAAACGGAGAAUAAAGUCCAAAUAUUGAAGGAAAACGUGUUCCUCUAGCAUUAGCAUUAGCAUUAGCAUUUGCUGGCUUGUGUUCGUGUUGUGUAAAAAUAGGUUUACUUGUGCAAACGUAUGCUGACACUGUGCUCCUUCGUUAGGAGUUUACUUUGGUUAUCAUUUGGUUACCAUUACGAUUACCAUUAAAUGAUUGUAUUAUUAUUAUUAUUACAAUGAAAAAUAGAAUAAACAUAAUAAACACCACCAGAGUUAUUACUCUAAAAUGUUGUUGACAGAUGAAAAGGAUUUUCUCUUCCUGGGAAACGUCUGCCUGAGCUUGUUUCCUAAACAGAGAAGCAGAGCUGGGGGAGGGCAGAGGGUUUCCAUAUAAGGAAGUCGCCCCUCUGUGACAUCACAAAGGAACGGUUUUACCACGCCCUCUGACACCAAGCGUUUAGAGCUGGUUUAACACCACAAUACAACAUUCUAACUACAUUUAGAAAAGCCAAUCAAUAUCGAAUAUCAUAAAAAUACUAAUCUUUUUAAUCCUAAUAUUAGACCACAAAUCCUAGAUAUUCAAAUACAUCAGAAGUAUGUCAAUAAAAUAAUCCUUCUAGCAAAAUAACCAAUAUUAUUCCAAUCAAUGGUAAUUGUAAUUACCCUGCCAUUGGCUGGCCACUAGUCCAGCUGGGAUAGGCUCCAGCAUGCUCGUCGGCUGCUCGUCGAGAGGAACAAUAUGUCAAACGUGGGGACGUUUAUGGAUGGGCUUGCUGAAUCAGAUCCUUCCUGCUACGUCUUCUUAUCAGGCUCUCAGGAUGCCAUCAUGGGAACAACGUUUAUGUGUCUGUGACGGUCUGAAAGUGUCUGUGGCGGUCUGAAUGUGUCUGUGAUGGUCUGAAUGUGUCUGUGACGGUCUAAAUGUGUCUGUGACGGUCCAAAUGUGUCUGUGAUGGUCUGAAUGUAUCUGUGACGGUCUGAAUGUGUCUGUGAUGGUCUGAAUGUAUCUGUGGCGGUCUGAAUGGGUCUGUGACGGUCUGAAUGUGUCUGUGGCGAUCAGAAUUUGUCUGUGGCGGUGUGAAAGUGACUGUGAUGUCUGAAUGUGUCUGUGGCAGUGUGAAAGUGUCUGUGAUGGUCUGAAUGUGUCUGUAGCGUUCUGAAUGUGUCUGUGACGGUCUGAAUGUGUCUGUGAUGUCUGAAUGUGUCUGUGGCGGUCUGAAUGGGUCUGUGAUGUCUGAAUGUGUCUGUGGCGGUCUGAACGGGUCUGUGACGGUCUGAAUGUGUCUGUGAUGGUCUGAAUGUGUCUGUGGCGGUCUGAAUGGGUCUGUGGCGGUCUGAAUGUGUCUGUGGCGAUCUGAAUGUGUCUGUGACAGUAUGACUGUGUGUGCAGCUGUGUGAAUGUGUCUGAUGUCUGAAUGUGUCUGUGGCGGUCUGAAUGUGUCUGAUGUCUGAAUGUGUCUGUGGCGGUCUGAAUGGGUCUGUGAUGUCUGAAUGUGUCUGGCGGUCUGAACGGGUCUGUGACGGUCUGAAUGUGUCUGUGAUGGUCUGAAUGUGUCUGUGGCGGUCUGAAUGGGUCUGUGACUGUCUGAAUGUGUCUGUGGCGAUCUGAAUGUGUCUGUGACAGUAUGACUGUGUGUGCAGCGGUGUGAAUGUGUCUCUGGCGGUCUGAAUGUGUCUGUGGUGGUCUGAAUGUGUCUGUGAUGGUCUGAAUGUGUCUGUGGCGGUUUGAAUGGGUCUGUGACGGUCUGAAUGUAUCUGUGGCGGUCUGAAUGUGUCUGUGACGGUCUGAAUGUGUCUGUGACAGUCUGAAUGUGUCUGUGGCGGUCUGAAUGUGUCUGUGACGGUCUGAAUGUGCCUGUGACAGUCUGAAUGUGUCUGUGGCGGUCUGAAUGUGUCUGUGACGGUCUGAAUAUGUCUGUGGCAGUCUGAAUGUGUCUGUGACGUGUGAAUGUGUCUGUGAUGGUCUGAAUGGGUCUGUGGCGGUCUGAAUGGUCUGUGGCGGUCUGAAUGUAUCUGUGACAUCCUGAAUGUGUCUGUGACGGUCUGAAUAUGUCCGUGGCAGUCUGAAUGUGUCUGUGGCGGUCUGAAUGUGUCUGUGACGGUCUGAAUAUGUCUGUGGCAGUCUGAAUGUGUCUGUGAUGGUCUGAAUGGGUCUGUGACGGUCUGAAUGUGUCUGUGGCGGUCUGAAUGGUCUGUGGCGGUCUGAAUGUAUCUGUGACAUUCUGAAUGUGUCUGUGACGGUCUGAAUGUGUCUGUGGCGGUCUGAAUGGUCUGUGGCGGUCUGAAUGUGUCUGUGACAUUCUGAAUGUGUCUGUGAUGGUCUGAAUGUGUCUGUGACAUUCUGAAUGUGUCUGUGGCGGUCUGAAUAUGUCCGUGGCAGUCUGAAUGUGUCUGUGGCGGUCUGAAUGUGUCUGUGACGGUCUGAAUAUGUCUGUGGCAGUCUGAAUGUGUCUGUGAUGGUCUGAAUGGGUCUGUGACGGUCUGAAUGUGUCUGUGGCGGUCUGAAUGGUCUGUGGCGGUCUGAAUGUAUCUGUGACAUUCUGAAUGUGUCUGUGACGGUCUGAAUGUGUCUGUGGCGGUCUGAAUGGUCUGUGGCGGUCUGAAUGUAUCUGUGACAUUCUGAAUGUGUCUGUGACGGUCUGAAUGUGUCUGUGACAUUCUGAAUGUGUCUGUGGCGGUCUGAAUGUGUCUGUGACGGUCUGAAUGUGUCUGUGACGUGUGAAUGUGUCUGUGGUGGUGCGAAUGUGUCUGUGGCGGUGUGAAUGUGUCUGUGGCGGUGUGAAUGUGUCUGUGGCGGACAUAAAGAAGCACCACGAGAGGAGAGGAGAGGUGGAGGAGAAGGUGUUUAAUGGCAGCUUCAGGUGAGCAUGGUGAUGUCGCUGCCGUCACAGAAACCUGCAGAAGAAGAAGAAGAAGAAGAAGAAGACAUGAAGGUCCAGCACGGCGGAGCGGCGUCGGUGCUGAGAGCGGAACAGAACCUUCUUUGGGGUCAAACAUGAAGACGGGUUCUCCGGAGAAUCCCAAGCAGUGAGCCUGCUCCUUGAAGUGGUCCAGGUCCGCAUCCUUCGCGUGGUCCUGAUGUGCUGGAAAGACAAAGCGGAGAAUAAUAGUGAGGAGCGGCGUGGGGGGUACUUGGCGGCGCUCCUCUCACCAAGGAGGUAGACGGCGCGCAUGUUGAUGUGGUCGGGGAUGGCGAUGUCAUUGGGGAUGUGGAUGUGGAAGGUCUCCAGGAAGGCGCGGAGGUUGUGGGCGGAGCUGUUGCUGCUGAGCACCAUGCAGGAGUCACAGGCGGGCAACAGGUGGAAGGAGGUGGAGAUGUUGGCCACUGGCGAGCACGCGGACAGUCAGCGGGACGUCAAGGGGGCGGGGCUUGAAAGAAGUAAGACGUCUGACCUGAUGUGGACGCCACGUCGUGCUGAAUGCUGAUGUUGAAGUUGCUUCCGUAGCAGGUUCCGUUCCUGGAGGAGGACAUGGGCUUUACUCGGGAGCUGUGGAGAAGACAACGCAAACAACAACACGCUCACAUCCGCAUCUCCUCGUAGAGGACCACGUCCUUGGAAGCCCCAGACUCGCUGAUGGUCAUGCGAGUGCUUUGGGUGACCUUGAAGAUGCCGUUGUAGACGUCAUGGUCCGUGUAGGCCGAGAUCAAGUUCCACUUGCCCAACAUCUGAAAACAGCAGCGGCUGAACACGCUGAGGAUGCUAGCACGCUAACGUGGCGUUACCUUCUGGUGGUCGGCCAGGGACAGCGGCGUCACCCAAGGUGAGCAGUCCUUGUCCGAGGAGGCCACGCCCAAACACGCCAAGGCCGAGACGAACACACUCAGCAGCUUCAUGGCGACGCUGACCCUCCAUCGCUGGCGCUUCCUUUUAAAGCCGCGCCUCCUCGUGGCGCCCGCCUCUUUGUUUGACUUCACUUUGCUCUUUACUCUCAUGUCAAUCAUUCACACGCACACACACACACAUACACACACACACACAUACACGUUAUACACAUGUGCUUGCCAUCAUGGAGAACAUCUCCCAUGUGAUAUCAUUUACUGAAGAAGAUGUGCCACGAAGGCACCAAACCAGAUGGAUUACUUCUUCACCACGUCGUCUGAUGUGUGCGCGUGUUGCGUCCCGAACGCAUUACACUCACACACACGCACACACACACACACACACACACACACACACACUGUCAGGGUGCACGUGGGAACAUCGCUGUCAUUGAACCUUUCACUCAAAUAUUUUCAAUCGUGGGCCGCAUGAAGUUAACAAAACAAAUAUUUAACUCACACACUAUUUUAUGCUUAUGAUUUUCUUUGAAGGAUUUGUGUAAUUUGAUCUGUAAAAGUGUUAUUCUACCAGCUGUAUGUUCUUAUGUCCUUUUUUUUCAGGAGCGCUUGAACAUCACACCACAUCAAACUAUGUCAUUUCAUUUGACGGUUUUGUUGGCUUUUUUUUUACUAAAUAAUACACAAUAAUACAUAAUAAUAAUAACAUACGACUUAUGACGGCAAGUCAUGUUGCCACUUGGGAUGAUCAAAGUUGAAAUACUUAGAAAGCAAACGCUUGGUGGGCCGCAUGUGGCCCCCGGGCUGUAGUUUGCUCACCCCUGCACAACAUCCUCAGCUAGGUUCAUGCGUACUAACAUAUGAUAU
This is a messenger RNA of Doryrhamphus excisus (bluestripe pipefish), 12603 nucleotides long. It is a transcript of the gene tmem64, whose product is annotated as transmembrane protein 64. NCBI's taxonomy places the organism in Eukaryota, Metazoa, Chordata, Actinopteri, Syngnathiformes, Syngnathidae. The record is from RefSeq and is a predicted model, not a curated record. Gene Ontology annotation, cellular component: endoplasmic reticulum. Gene Ontology annotation, biological process: positive regulation of osteoclast differentiation; positive regulation of bone resorption; regulation of cytosolic calcium ion concentration.